Belonocnema kinseyi is the source of this 854-nucleotide messenger RNA. RefSeq lists its product as uncharacterized. Bases 154 to 771 code for a protein of 205 amino acids. Gene Ontology annotation, biological process: NADH dehydrogenase complex assembly. The record is from RefSeq and is a predicted model, not a curated record. The transcript is spliced from 4 exons. Lineage: Eukaryota; Metazoa; Arthropoda; Insecta; Hymenoptera; Cynipidae.
UGAAGUAUUAGGUUUUACCUAGAGAAGGCAUAAUCUCUUUAAAUUGAAUAAGUAUCACGCAAUAAUUCAUGCAGGUCAUAUUAAUCAACGCAAAAGCGCGAACGAGAAUAAACCCAGCAAUUUUCAGGCAUACAAUUCAGAAUAGUGUCAAUAAUGCGAUUGUUUAAAGUUCUGAGUAUUUUCGUUUUGGGAACAACUUUCGUGGAAGUGGUAAACGGGGAAACAAAGACCUUGUUCGACUUCAGAACCCUCAAGGAUGUCCAAAACUGGAUGGAAAUUUCGGACACGGUCAGACCUGAGGGAAAAUCAAAAGCUACAUUGGUUCUAAAAAAUCUUAAUGGUGUUCAAAGUGCCGUUUUCAACAACAUUUUAAAUCCACAACCAAACGGAGCAGCAUUCGCUGGCAUGAGAACAACUCUGCCCAACUUGAAUUUAUCAUCUUUCAAAAAUAUUACAAUUUCUUGCAGAGGAGAGGGAAAUAAUAUGAACUAUAAAAUUGUUCUGAGACACAAUGGUCAGCAUGCCAACGAGGAUAAUACUUAUGAACAAUUUUUCACAGUAUCAAUGUCAACCACGCAGUUUUCAACUAAUUAUUUGCCCCUGCAGGACUUCAAAGCUUUCUUUCGUGGCCAAGAAGUUAUGAAUGCGACACCCCUGAACACCGCCAAUAUAACAAUGUUUGGCUUGCAAAUGUAUGGAGGGGUGUACUUGCCCAUUAAACAGACAGGAGAGUCGGAUCUAAUAAUAGAGGCAAUUUAUGCAACUUCCUAAAAUCUCAACUUUCUACGUUCAUUCUUCAAAUAUAUGUUGACAAAACGGGCCAUAUUCCUUCUGGUAUUCUAAGUAUUAGUAAC